CAAGGUUAUAUUUACAAAUAAAAACACUAUCACAAUGGAGAGAUUGAAUAUCCUUGCCAUCUUUUUGCUCUUGACAACUACUUUGGCAGUGCCAACAUGGGGAAGGAUAGAAAAAACCAAAAACGAGAAACAAGAAAUACUAGAUGAGGUGAUGAAGAUGGAAAUGGGACAAAACUUUAAGGCUAUACCGGUGGUUGUAAAAGAAGAAGUGGUGGCGGUAGUGGAGGAGCCACCAAAGACGGCGAGGUUGCGCGGUUGCGCCGGAGUGGGUGAAAAUUGUGUAUAUGUCUCAUGCUGUCCGACUAGCAGUGCUGGAAAUCGUGUCAUAUGUUCUGCAGGUCUAUACAAUGCAGUUUGUGUAGAAAUCUUUCCUCCUCCUGAUUGGCCUGAGAUGAUCAGAAGAUCUCUAAGAAUAUAAUUAAUUAAUGUGGUUUGUUUGAAAUAAAAUAAAUAUGCUUGCAGUUUGUGAUUUAAAAAAAAAUGAAAGUUAAUUUUAAAUUAGCUUUUACUAAGCAAUUGGAAGCAAAACUGCAAGAGAGCUGUUUUAAUUUGUGUGAUGUUUCAUAUGUUUGUUAUGCAUGGUUGUUAUAUACAUGUAUAUGCAACCUACAAAUGCAUACCAACUCUUUAUCUUUGUGGAUUAUGAAUAAAAGUGGAUCAUGUAUGAGUUUUAUGUUGUUA
Molecule: messenger RNA, 681 nt
Organism: Chenopodium quinoa (quinoa)
Lineage: Eukaryota; Viridiplantae; Streptophyta; Magnoliopsida; Caryophyllales; Amaranthaceae
Exons: 2
Coding region: 35-418 (127 amino acids)
Source: RefSeq, a predicted model, not a curated record